Molecule: messenger RNA, 1101 nt
Organism: Drosophila ficusphila
Lineage: Eukaryota; Metazoa; Arthropoda; Insecta; Diptera; Drosophilidae
Gene: Pex10
Product: peroxisome biogenesis factor 10
Exons: 2
Coding region: 90-989 (299 amino acids)
Biological process (GO): protein import into peroxisome matrix
Cellular component (GO): peroxisomal membrane
Molecular function (GO): zinc ion binding
Source: RefSeq, a predicted model, not a curated record
UCUAACAGCUGAUUUCGAUAUCUGGACCGUACUUUGAACGGCCUUUGUCGGAAAUAUGUUAAAGUCAACAUUCCAAUAGGUUCAUCAGCAUGGACUUUCGAAAUGCCCGUGCCAGACAGCCUGAGAUCGUGCGUUCUGUCCAGAAGGACGCCCGGUAUACAAACGAGCUCGCCGAGGACUUCUCCGAUGUGCUCAGGCUCACCGGCCCACGAAACUGGAUAAAGUACAACCAGAUGUGCAGGCUGCUGGCGGAGCUUAGUUACCACGGAUUCGCUUCGGCAAAUAGCCUUCAGACACUUGGCGAGGAAUAUACAGGGAUCAUACAGGUGGACGGAAACUACAAGCAGAUUCCCAGUAGAUUGUUGCAACUCUUGGCAAUUGUUCUGGAGUUCGGUGGCGAUUCCCUGUUUCAGCGACUGUUACAAAAAUUGGAUACAUAUGUGGUCAACCAUGAGGAAAUUCGACCCGAGGCAAAACCACAGCUUAAGAAGGUCAUUCAGCGUCUGAAGCAAUCCCCCAGUUAUGUGAAGGCCCUGCACAAGUCGCUCUUCUACUUGGACGCCAGUAAAUACCAGCUGUCCAAGCGCACCACAGGCAUAAACUACGUCCUUAUCCGCCACUGGCUGCAGCCAGAAUUCUCGCUGUACGGCUAUAAGAUCCUUGGGGUGAUUACCUUCCUGCAGGUCAGCGUAUCGCUGGGGAUAAGUGGCUGGGACGCUUGGCGGGAACACAAACGACAGCAGCUUGAAGCGAUUAAACAGACCGGAAAGAAGUUCCUGCAACGAAAAUUGAGUCUGAGGGAUGCCGAUCCCGACACCCCCCAAUGUAUCCUUUGCUUGGAACCCCGUUCCAACAGUAGUUUAACUCCCUGCGGGCACAUAUUUUGCUGGAGCUGUCUGCUCGAGUGGCUGGAAGAGCGUGAUGAGUGUCCCUUGUGUCGAGAGUCGUUAAAAAAGUCACAAGUGAUACCGCUACAGAACUAUGUAUAAGAUUGCAUUUUUUAACCAUUUUAUAUGUGUUAAGGAGAGUAUUUUUCGACCGCAAAAAGUACAUGUAUUAUUCAAUAAAAUUUAUAAAUUAUUGUUUCCAGACACACUUUAA